GGCACCCAGACUCACGACAAUCAGACUCUACUGUGGCCCACGUUAUCACGCAGCAUCGCCGAAUAACCAGCAAUAUUCACGCUAGAUACCAACGAUGGUUACUAAUCAAGAGCUAAAUGCCCGUCGCGAGCCGGGCUGCACCAUUAUUCUCGCCGACAAGAAAUAUUUUCAUGUUGGGAAUUGGUUUAUGAAACGGACACUUCGACAGCACGAGUGGCAAUCUGUGGCCAAUGGCCCUACCAUCAUUCCUCCCACUACAUAUCCGCAACGAUGGAAGACCGAUGCUGCGAUUCUGCGAUUCCUCCGGCAGAACACGAAUAUUCCGCUUCCGCCGUCAGAAUGCACAUUCGAGGACGAUGGAGCCUUCUACUUCCAAAGCGAAUAUGUUGAAGGCGUUAGCAUGAAGCAGCUAAAAGACGAAGAAAAGGUUGUUGUGAUGCAGGAGCUAGAGGAUCAUGUGGCAACGCUGCGACGCCUAAGAUCUGAUACCCCUGGUGUACCUGGAGAAUUACUUAUGUGUCCUCCCCAGCGGGUCACUAGCAAGCGAUGGAAAAUGAAUAGUUGUUGGCGACCGUGUAAGGAGAAGGGGGAAUAUGUGUUCUGCCAUAACGACCUUGGACAACACAACGUGAUAGUGGAUCCCCGUACACUCCAGAUAAAAGCGAUCAUUGACUGGGAGUUUGGUGGGUUCUGGCCUGAAUGGUUUGAAAAACCGUUCUGGAAGCGCCCAGGGCCUAGUGUGGUGCUUGAAGGGGAAGAAGAUGACGUGCAGCGAUGCCGGGACUGGUUGACUACUUACUGUACUGAGGUGACAAUGCCGGGUCCCUAAAUAUUCCAAGAGCUAAUCUCAAGACCUUUCGCUUUCUAAA
Purpureocillium takamizusanense is the source of this 869-nucleotide messenger RNA. RefSeq lists its product as uncharacterized. The record is from RefSeq and is a predicted model, not a curated record. The coding region runs from base 95 to 829 and encodes 244 amino acids. The transcript has a single exon. NCBI's taxonomy places the organism in Eukaryota, Fungi, Ascomycota, Sordariomycetes, Hypocreales, Ophiocordycipitaceae.